Messenger RNA from Chelonia mydas (Green sea turtle), 6017 nucleotides. RefSeq names its product zinc finger protein 362 (gene ZNF362). Gene Ontology annotation, molecular function: RNA polymerase II cis-regulatory region sequence-specific DNA binding; DNA-binding transcription factor activity, RNA polymerase II-specific. Lineage: Eukaryota; Metazoa; Chordata; Testudines; Cheloniidae. The record is from RefSeq and is a predicted model, not a curated record. Gene Ontology annotation, cellular component: nucleus. Gene Ontology annotation, biological process: regulation of transcription by RNA polymerase II; central nervous system development.
GGGAUUUUUUUAAGAUGGGGUCGCAAGAAAAAGUUGCAUGUCGCUCUUGGUCUCCUUUGCAAACUGCAAUCGCAUGCCAGUCUCCGGCGAGCGCCGCUGGGCUCGGGCUCCGGCUGCUGGAGUCCGGCAAGAGGAGGGCUGGAGGGGCUUUUCCCCCUCUCUCUCCCUUUUUUUUUUUAAAUCUGAUGCAUGCAUUUGAUCCCGAUGAGUGUCGGCUGCGUGGGGGGCUCUGUCUUUUCAGUGCCCCCCGCACUAAAGCCUGGGCGGGUUGAGGAGGAGGAGGAGGAGGAAGAGAGGAAGCUAAAGGGGGGAGCUCAUUUUCUUCCUUGCAGACGGAUCGCUGGCUGGAUUGCAAUUCGCCAAGGGAGCAUGAUUGUUGAACAACACCUUGCGCGCAACAUCUGUGCUCUGCUAUCUCUGGAGAUGGACAGAUGUCAGGGGAAGCACCGACAGUACAUACAGAGAAUGGCGGAGCCUCGCUUUAACAACCCCUACUUCUGGCCGCCCCCUCCCACCAUGCCCAGCCAGCUGGACAACUUGGUUCUGAUCAAUAAAAUCAAGGAGCAGCUGAUGGCAGAGAAGAUCCGGCCCCCUCACCUGCCCCCAACCUCGGUGUCCUCCCAGCAGCCCCUGCUGGUGCCCCCCUCGCCUGCGGAGAGCAGCCAGUCCAUCAUGUCCCUCCCCAAACUGCAGCAGGUCCCAGGGCUGCACCCACAGGCCGUCCCCCAGCCUGACGUGGCCCUGCAUGCCCGGCCGGCCACCAGCACGGUCACAGGUCUGGGGCUGGCCUCCCGUGCCCCCGCGGUCAGCACCUCGGAAUCCAGCACUGGCACCAGCACCCCCUCCACCCCAACCUCCACCAGCCAGAGCAGACUCAUCGCUUCCUCGCCCACCCUCAUCUCAGGGAUCACCAGCCCCCCACUCCUGGACUCCAUCAAGACAAUCCAGGGCCACAGCCUGCUGGGGGCGCCCAAGUCAGAGCGAGGGCGGAAGAAGAUCAAGGCGGAGAACCCGUCGGGGCCGCCCGUCCUCGUGGUGCCCUACCCCAUCCUGGCCUCAGGCGAGACCGCUAAAGAGGGCAAAACCUACAGGUGUAAAGUCUGCCCCCUUACCUUCUUCACCAAGUCGGAGAUGCAGAUCCACUCCAAGUCACACACAGAGGCCAAACCCCACAAGUGCCCGCACUGCUCCAAAUCCUUCGCCAACGCCUCCUACCUGGCCCAGCACCUGCGCAUCCACCUGGGCGUGAAGCCGUAUCACUGCUCCUACUGUGAGAAAUCCUUCCGCCAGCUCUCCCAUCUCCAGCAGCACACCAGAAUUCACACUGGCGACAGACCCUACAAGUGCCCACACCCUGGCUGUGAAAAGGCUUUCACGCAGCUCUCCAACCUCCAGUCACACCAGCGACAGCACAACAAGGAUAAGCCCUACAAGUGUCCGAACUGCUACCGGGCGUAUUCGGACUCGGCAUCGCUGCAGAUCCACCUCUCCGCCCACGCUAUCAAGCACGCCAAGGCCUACUGCUGCAGCAUGUGUGGGAGGGCCUACACCUCGGAGACGUAUUUGAUGAAGCACAUGUCCAAACACACCGUGGUGGAACACCUAGUGAGCCAGCACUCGCCUCAAAGGACGGAGUCACCCAGCAUCCCAGUGCGGAUCUCACUCAUCUAAUCUGGGGCUUCCUUGCCCACCCCUACCCUGCGCAGCUCUCCUCCCCCCAAUUCCGGAUCGCCAGGGGGCAGCUUGGAGACGAUCACACGGACCACCACCCCCCAGCACCGCCACCGAGUGCCCGCGCCUGCCGAGUCACGGGGAGCGACUGUGAAGACACUCAUCUUUUGGGAGAAAUUAAUGAAUGAAUUAAUGUUUGGAAAACACCCCUCGGCCCUGGCCCCACCCCCAGCACCCUGCCGGGAGAGCCAGGGACUCGUCCACAGUUUUGGUGACAUCCAAAGACUAUUUCAGAGCACUUUGAAUCUCUGUUUGAUUCCUUCAUUUUCUUUCUUUUUUUCCCUUCUUUCUGCCCCAUCCUCCGUACUCCUUUCUGCUCUCUUUUGGAUACAAGUAGAGAGAGAGGGAUAGAGAGAUAUAUAUAUAUAUUGGCCAAGAAGUUGGUGCUGCUAAAACCGAAAACCCAAACUGGACAGAGAAGCGCUGGAUGGCGUGGCAGGCAGGAUCCAGGGCCUGGCGCUCGGGCCCCUUCAGCCUCAGGAUGAGACUCUGGGACGUACCCAGCCUGGCGCUUGGUAUCUGCUGCCCCUCCUGGACUCUCCGUUGGGAGCCAGCGUGAGGCCAGUUGAGGAGGGAAUGGGUUAACCUGUUGGCUGGAGAGGUGGGAUCUGCUGGCGCGGGGACAGGUGCUGGAGCAGCAGCCGCAAGAGGGAGACCUUUGUUCCACAGACGUCGCUGUUCCCCACUGGGGCUCGUCCCUCUGCCACUUUGUCUAACCUCGUUGGGACGUUUUGGUUGUUUCCUUUUGUUUGUUUCAUUUGUCCCGGUUGGAGCUGCACAGGACUGGCUGUCCCUGCGGCCACGCCAUGGUCCGUGCACAUUUCCCCGGCGGCGCGAGGAAUCGCUGCUGGGGCUGCGCCCAGCUGGGGGUAAGUGUGGUGGCUGCCGGAGGAGGCGCUCAGCCUACGACAGGGACACAGCUGGGGCUGGCCAAGUUCAUGGAGAGCAGGGCUGGUCAUGCCUGUGUGGAAUCCAGAGAUGCAGCCCAUGAAGACCACAGGUCCCAGCAUGCCGUGCUCUAGUGUGAGCUAAGCAGUAUCCCGCCAGAUCGGGAAAGCACAUUGCCUGCUGGGAGCUGUAGUCUGUAGGAUUGGGGCAGGAGUCGGGCAGACUGUGGCCAGUUCUGGUAUAGGCCCAGCUGUGGGGCUCCCCUUUCCAGACUCCAGCUCUGCUAGGCCAGCCAUGGUGUAUGGGAGUGGAGGAGCACUUUGGUCAUGGUGCUGAGGAUCUGGGUGGGGGGGUUGGGAGCCUCAGCUGCCCACGAUCUGCUACCUCCCCCCGAGUCCACCUGGUGCUAACUAGGGAUUGUCCUGAGCUAUGAAGGGGCGUUCGCUACAGAAGAGCGAGUGUGAGAGGUGGGUGCAGGGGGCUCGCUGCAGGUUAUGCUCUUUGACGUGGAUUACUUUUCAAUCUCUCUUCCCCACUAUGGGCAUCUAGGGCUGCUGCUCCGGAAGCCCGGGCACCACAGCAACCUACCAGGGUUUCCAGAGUAGCGGCAGCCUGGGGUCUCCUCUCUCACCAUUACCUCCUGGAUCCUGUGUUUGCUUAUCAAGGGGCUGGGCCCCAGGCAGAGUGUUGCAUGUGGGAGAGGGGAGUCCGCCCCAUGGGAAAGCUCCCUCCAGACCCCCAGCUACCACCCCCUGCGCAAUGCAGUACAGCGGGCUCCUACACGCCAGCUCUGGCCCUCCCAGCUAAGGGUUCCCUUAACUCUGCUCCUCCCUCCAGGUUCCCAGCAGGGCACUGGCAAGCGCUUUCUGCACCUUCACAGGAUUCACAUAGAAACCUCGUCUGGUGCCGGUCCCUGCCUCUCGCUGGGUCCCUGAACCCUGCGGCGAGGCUAGCGCUGGCUCCGUGCCCUGGGUCUCUGGGGCUUUGGAGCAGUCCGUUGCUGUGGCGCCUGCCGUGUCUGUGCAGGAUGGUAGUGAGCCCACCUGCAGAGCACCUGUUGGCGGGCACAGUAACAGCUGGAGACAGCUGCCUGGGGCAGGGACUCCCACGCCAGCCCGCAGAUGCGCCUGGGGGCUGGCCUGGUGCUCAUUGGAAGAGCUGCUGGCGGGGCACAGCUCCCAUUCGCCCUGUGCACACGAGGGCCUGUGACUGGCUCCAUUUCUGACCAGCUGCACCUGUCAGCACUUCCGAUGAAGUGAGCUGAAGCUCACGAAAGCUCAUGCUCAAAUAAAUUGGUUAGUCUCUAAGGUGCCAAAGUCCUCCUUUUCUGUCAGCACAAGUCACUUGUUCUGAACUUGGCUGACCCUACCUGGGCUCAGCCGGCACCGUGGUUUGGGCUUUAGCUUGUGCUGUGUGAAACAGGGCCGGUUAGAAUUAGAUUUGAGGGUCACUUGCAAAUGGCUGUAUUGAGCACAGUAGGGCUCUGCAGGACUUGGGGAGAUGAGCAGGAGAGUGCAGGGGACAGCCUGUGUUGCCCCUGCUCCCUGUUGCUGGCAUCGGAGGUGAGCUGUGACAUUAGCACCGCUUGGAUCUGAAAUUCUGAUCUGUUGGGGUCUGAUUCUGCUGCCAUGACAAAGCUCUUCCAGAGGUUAGUGGGGCAGGAUCAGACCGUGAGCCCUCCUGGGAUGCAGGUAACAAACCAGCUCCCUCCCGAGCAAACUAAAGCACUAAAGGGGAAGAGGAAAGUCUGUGUGCCCUGGGGGCUAUGCCCAGUAGCAGGGACUGGCAGUGCCUGAGGGGGUUGGCUCGCUCUGUCCUGGGACCGUGUGCCUGGUCAGACAAGCAAUGGGAGAAACGCAGAGAGGUCUGUAUUUCCGGAGCGGCGUUCCUUCCCCACCUCCCCGGCACCGCCUGGAAAUCAGCCCCCCAGCAGUGCAGUCCCAUGGCAGGGACCUUGGAGCAAGCUUAGGAGGGAGAAAUCCAGCAACGUGAGACACGAGGCCCUUCUCUUCCCUGGGGUCACCCCACUGGGUACAGUAGAGGUACCCCAGGCAUGGAUCCCACUGCCCUCCAUGUGAUUCCCUCAGGACAGCUGGGGCACCAGCUUGAUCUCUGGCCUUUGGGGGCACUGGGCUGUUUUGGGAGCUGCAGAGCCCGCUCUCAGGCCAGAUGGACCGGAGGGGGAUUCCCCUAGCCGAAGCAAAUGCAGCAGGAAGAAUGAUUCGCCAUGUGUAAAUACCUCCAGUGCAGCAGCUUUGGAGGGGCCUGGCCCAGCCGGAGUCAAUGAGGGCAGCGUUUCUUGGGCGGGAGCUCAGAGCUAGGUCAGCUCAGCAGGGCCACGGUAGGGUCUAGGUAGGAGCUGGGACUGAUGGAGAGCUCACCACUGCUCCAACUAGAAGCACUGGCUGGCUGCUCACACGCUAACCCAGCUUCUCCCAGCAGGAGGCGCUGUGCAUUGCCAGAGAGAACAUCCUCCCAAGCAGGAGGUGAUACAGCUGUCUGUGGCCACUGAAGCCUUUCACUGCCAGAACAGAAACCCUCCCAACCAUGAGAGAUUUAUAAAAGCAGAGUGGAUCUAGCCCAUCCCUCUCCCCUCCCAGCAGCAAACCAUAGAUCCCUUCCUGUUGAGUGAAACCAAUUCAAUAUAGUAUUAAAGCAGCAAGCAGAUGGGCUUGCCCAGCUCCUUGCCAGCCUCCCUGUUUGGAAAGCCAUGCCCAUGCCUGUGUGUGGAUGGAUGGAUACAUGGAGUUAUAUGUGUGUGUGCGUGUGUGUGUGUAUACACACAUAACACCUAUGUAUAGAGAAGGAAGAAUGCCCCACCUCCCUCAGCCCUCCAAAAAAGACUAGACAAAAACUCAUAUAUAUUAUGUACUCUUUGGUUCCGUUUUGGAUAUUAACUGUGUUAUUUUUAUACACUUUUUAAGCCUUAACUAUAUCAUUGUUUUACCAGGUUGUUUGUUUAUUGCCUACUCUGUUUAUUAAUUUGAUUCUCUUUUUACCCUGCCCUCUGCCCUGACCUUUGUUUCUGAAUUGAUGUUGUACGAUAUUCAAUAUUGUAACCUUUUUGUCAGCAUGUUAAUACUGUGUAAAUAUGCCUCUUAUACAUACUGUUAACACAUCUUUUUUUUUUCUUUUUUUUUCUAUAUGAAAAUCCAGGCCACGUGUCUCUAGAUCUAGUUAUUACCUUAUUAAAAAAGAAAAAGGAAAAAAAAAAAAGGAUUCUCCCUCCCCCUUCUCUCUGUCUCGCAUUGUGGUUAACGGAAAGACAUGAGGAGGCUGCGGCUUCCAUAUCGAAAGUUUGCAUUAUGUUUAAAAGAAAAAAAGUUUUAAAAAAUUCAAAACAAUUUUUCUCUUUGUAUUUCUGUUGUGAAACAAAAUAAACUGUACAUGCAAACUUC